CGUGGCUAAAAAUUGUAGGCAAACUUAAUCUCAACUGGAAACAGCACUAUUUACGCUUGGUUAAAAAACAACAAAAACUCCAUCGCCGUGCUAAAAACAUAUUGUCUCGCUUACUAAAAAAUGUAAUUAAGAAUGACCAUAUUAAAUCGCUGGAAAACUGACUCAAAAACGGCCGAAUUUUGAAUAUUUUUGAUGUAUAGGGGGACGAGGGGCGGAAAUCGUAUAGAAAUCCUAUAUACUCUCCACCGUACUUCCUUUUUCUUUUAUAUUUGGCUUAUUUAAUGAGGAAAUGGGCUCCGCUACGCUCCGGGCGCUGACGCGCCCUCCGCUUCUCUCCGCAAAAACAAAGCAUUUUUAGCUUCCAAAAGUUACAGUUUUUGAUAAACCCGUUUCAAAUAAAUAUAAUAUAAAUAACGACAUAUGUUAAUAUGUUUCAUGGAUUAAAAACCUAUUGCUCUAAUAUAAUAUAUAUAUGUUGUUAGAAAAGAUGUACAAAACGGUAAUAUUUUAAACCUUCAUAAUGGAUAAAUAAUUUUUUAGAUCUCAUUGAGGCUUUGGAGUUAAAAACAAAGGAAUUCCGUAGGGAUAGCAAAGCUAGUGGAUCUACGGCGACCUUUAAAACGAAAACCUUUCGCAGUGGCUAUUCAUACGUGACCGUACUUUAAUAUUUUUUUUCUAUUCGUACGUGACUCUCACGUAUUUUAAUAUUUUUUUUCUAUUCGUACGUGACACUCGCGUACUUUAUUAUUUUUUAAUUUUUUCUAUAUCUGCGAUUUUCUAUAUUUAUUCUUCGUACGUAAAACCUUUUCUUUCUCGUUUCAUAAAAAAAAAAUUUUUAUACUUAGCAUGAAGUUUCAAUUUGUUAUAAGGAAAGUUUUUGUAGUAGAAACCAGCCUUUUCAACUUCAUUACAAUUUCAAUUGCAAAAAGGCGCGAAUAGGACUUCUAUGCUGAAGGAAGAAGAUGGAGGUCGGACAAAGUUUUUCGAGCUUUGAGCAGUUAAAUGAAGCAAUUUGUAGUCAUGAAAAAGGACAUUUCAGUAAGGAUGUAUGUAUAUGAUAAAAAUUAGAACAAUUGAAGACGGUCAACAACUAUAUGUGAAAGAUAUGCACAAAGAACAUAACCACGCUGUCAAUAAGGCAUGUUUUGAACAUUUACCGCAACAACGCCGUAUAACCGAUGUAGAUACGUCAGCUGAAAUAACAAAAAUGCUUCAGUUGAAAGCAAGCAAGAAACUUUUACAAAAUCACGUUUCUAAAGUAGCAGGGAAAAACGUUUUGCUGAAAAAUCUUCACAAUAUCCAGGCGAAAAUGGCAGGUAGAAGUAAAAAUGACGUCGAGAGUCUUAUCAGGGAAAUGAGAAGUGUGCCUGGAGCCACUGUGAAAGUUAUUGUUGACAGCGAAGAUACAUUGAACGCUAUAUGCUAUCAGGACAUGGAGAUGAGAAAAGCUUUUUCUGCUUACCCAGAUCUGCUUAUGUUAGACGCAACCUACAAAUUAAAUGAUUUGCGAAUGCCAGUAUAUUUGUUAAUAUGCGUGGAUGCAGAUGGAGAAAGCGAGAUUGUGGGUGUUUGGAUAGUAAUGAAUAAGGAGAAAUCGACAAUUGUCCGCAUGAGUGAAUGUUUCAAAAAACACAAUCCUAACCAUAAUCAGAUAGAAGUAGUGGUCAUUGAUAAAGACAUGAUGGAAAGAGAUACCUUGAAAGAACAGUUUCCUCGUGCAUCUAUACAGUUAUGCUUGUUUCACACACUGAGAGCUUUCAAACGUGAGAUCACGACAAUAAAGAUGGGCAGCCAUAAAAUCAGAUAAACAUGAAAAAGAUUAAUGCUCUUUUGUAAAUAUAUACAUUCUGUGAAUUUCUCUAAAUUUCUUUUAAUUCCUCCAGACUCAUUUUAAAUAAAUAAAGUAAGUACGUGAGUGUCACGUACGAAUAGAAAAAAAAAUUUAAAAUACGUGAGAGUCACGUACGAAUGGAAAAAAAAUAUUAAAGUACGGUCACGUAUGAAUAGCCACUGCGAAAACCUUUCAACCCAUGUUUUCCGAUUUUUGAACUGCGGAAAAAAGACAACAUAAGCUUUCCGACAAUAUGGGUAAACAGCUAAUUUCGUGUUAUUUAUUUAGUUUAUUUGAUUUUCAAGGCGAAACUCGUAUUUAACUAUUCAUUCUUUCUAGGUGCAAUUUACAUUGAGUUUUGCAUAGAGUGUUUAAUAACUGAAAAUGAUUAGAGAGAACACAAAAUUAGUUCCUGGCCAGGUAUAAGGAAUAGGUAGCUAACUUGUGUUGAUGACUUACCCUGGGGGCUGGUGUGGAUAUUUUAUGUGCUCUCACUACUAGCACUGCAGUUGAUGUAAAGUUUUUUUCGUCUUUUAAAUGGCGUAUAUACAAUCAUAUAAAUAUACCUAUGUAUAUAUAUUAUUAACUAACUAGCUAUUGAAUAGCUAUUAGUUAUUGGAUAAUAUA
Messenger RNA from Hydractinia symbiolongicarpus, 2458 nucleotides. RefSeq lists its product as uncharacterized. Lineage: Eukaryota; Metazoa; Cnidaria; Hydrozoa; Anthoathecata; Hydractiniidae. The record is from RefSeq and is a predicted model, not a curated record. The coding region runs from base 1049 to 1807 and encodes 252 amino acids. The transcript is spliced from 4 exons.